Messenger RNA from Propithecus coquereli (Coquerel's sifaka), 609 nucleotides. It is a transcript of the gene IL17D, whose product is annotated as interleukin 17D. Gene Ontology annotation, biological process: inflammatory response. Bases 1 to 603 code for a protein of 200 amino acids. Gene Ontology annotation, cellular component: extracellular region. Gene Ontology annotation, molecular function: cytokine activity. Lineage: Eukaryota; Metazoa; Chordata; Mammalia; Primates; Indriidae. The transcript has 2 exons. The record is from RefSeq and is a predicted model, not a curated record.
AUGCUGGUGGCCGGCUUCCUGUUGGCGCUGCCGCCCGGCCGGGCCGCCCUGAGGGCGGGCAGGCGCCCGGCGCGGCCGCGGGGCUGUGCGGACCGGCCCGAGGAGCUCCUGGAGCAGCUGUACGGGCGGCUGGCGGCCGGCGUGCUCGGCGCCUUCCACCACACACUGCAGCUGGGGCCGCGCGAGCAGGCGCGCAACGCAAGCUGCCCGGCAGGGGGCAGGCCCGCCGACCGCCGCUUCCGGCCGCCCACCAACCUGCGUAGCGUGUCGCCCUGGGCCUACAGGAUCUCCUACGACCCCGCCAGGUACCCCAAGUACCUGCCGGAAGCCUACUGCCUGUGCCGCGGCUGCCUGACCGGGCUGUUCGGGGAGGAGGACUUCCGCUUCCGCAGCGCGCCGGUGUACGUGCCCGCCGUCGUGCUGCGCCGCACGGCCGCCUGCGCCGGGGGCCGCGCCGUCUACGCCGAGGACUACGUCACCGUCCCCGUGGGCUGCACCUGCGUCCCCGAGCCCGAGAAGGACGCGGACAGCAUCAACUCCAGCAUGGACAAGCAGGCCGCCAAGCUCCUGCUCGGCCCCAACGACGAGCCGGCCCGCCCCUGAGCGCGC